AUGUGCAGUCGCGACGUUACGCCGAAACCUCUGAGCGCACCACAGCAGGAGGAUCAACAGGAAACCGUACUGAAGACAAUGCCGCGGAAAGUUAUGGAAGAGUUGAAGGAGGAACUUAGACAAGUGAAGCUCAUUGAUGGGUAUAUCAGGGAUACCCCCAAGAACAUAUCGUUGGGAUCGCAUUCCCUCCAAAGAGCACAGGUCAAAUCCCGUGAAGAGCGGAUGAUAGAGAUAAGACUUACGGAGACGCCGACGACAAUUCUUAUUGAUAUACCCAGCGUCGCGGCAAGUGAAGGACAGGAGACGUACGACAAGAUAAUCGCCGAGAAUGAGAACUACGAGGCUCUGUUGAACCGCAAGCAGAACGCACCUGAUCAGUUCCGAGGACAGCAUGCGCAAACUCUGAACUAUCCUCAGAAGAUGAAGGAGACCUUCACGGAUCCACCAGCAACCUCGUCGCUUGGAGUUAAUGCAUCUGUUUGGGACAUACAUGAUAGCUUCAGAGAAGAGUUGAUUCCGACCGACUUGCAGAUCCAGAUCGAAUGUCAACGGAAUGUGGAGGAAACCUCCACGGAAUCUCUAGCCAAGCCUGGAUGUCUACUCGAGACCUCCUCUGAGGCAAUCCUCUCCCAUGUUGCCAAGGAGACCUCGAGGACCACUGCUGCUCAAUCUAAGAAGGGCAGCUCCACGAAGGGGGGCAAUCGAUCUAGUUCGCCCAAGAAGUUGACUCGAGGCAUGGGAGCAGGCAACUCUGAGAAGCUAGUCGAAGAGAGCGCACUCCCCCGAAGAGAUCAAGAUGGAGUGGCCGUCGAGGAUAAGCAAGCAGUGGAAACGGAGCGAGAGGAUACUCCUGCUCUACGAUGGGUCAUGGGCAGCAACCUAUUGAUACCUAUCGAGCUACGGGAAGCGGCCAGGGUGAUGGAGAGAACUCUAAGCCAAAACGAAUAUCACAACGCCCAUCUUCUAUACCGUAAUUAUCCAACUCUCGCCCAACUGGCUGAGAGAGAACAGAAGUUCAUCGAUAGCUUCCCUCUUUCUAACGCUGUUGACCCUUCGGCCAGUCGGAGGUCAUCUGCCCUAUCUAACAAAGGCGCCCAAGAUCCGAACCAGUUGCAAGCUCCAUCUCGCCGAGAGAGCGCAACUCCUGAACAAUCUGAGGCCAAGCCAGAUGUGCCACCUGAAGACACCGAGCAGGAAGAGGAUGACACUGAGCAGGAUGGGAACUGUGAUACCACGUGGAAAGCCUCCGGUGGUGGAGCAGUACUGUUCUGGAGUCUCAAAAACCCCUUCUACCCGGAACGUGCCCUCAAGACCACAGCCGGGGUCUCAUCCGUGGCAUUCAGUGAUACGUACCCCAACUUGCUAGCAGUUGGUAUGCAGGAUGGCGGCCUUGCAAUUUGGGACCUCCGUCAGAAAGCCGACUCGCCUGUCAGUCCAAUAUCGAACGUAGCGAGCAGGCAUACUGAUGUGGUGUGGGACAUACAAUGGGUUGAUAGGGGUCCUGAUAAGUUCCCGAGGGAGAACCUUAUAUCGGUCGGGGCUGAUGGUAAGGUUAUACAAUGGGACAUGCGGAAGGGAUUAGAACGGGCAGUACUGAUGUCCCUGAAGCGAUCGGCCAACCCAGAUCUCGCUACCAACGUCCUCAAUACGGGGGCGCAGGACAGUGGGGGGAGGAGUCGUCAGGACGGACUGGCAUUCAGGCAAAGCUGCGGCUUCUGUGUGGACUUCUUGAAGCAAGAUCCGUCUAUGUAUUUGGUCGGGACUAGUGAUGGGCUGGUCCAUCGCUGCUCUACGAGCUAUAACGAGCAUUACCUGGGGACCUACUACGGCCAUGCAGCUGCUGUUUAUAAGGUGCGAUGUAAUCCCUUCUGGCUGCCGGCCUUCCUCACCUGUAGUGCUGAUUGGACCAUGAAGCUAUGGUCCACCAAGUCCAUACCGAUGGAAGCGCGUCUGCACUAUGGGACUUCCUCAGCUCAGGUCAAUGACAUCUCUUGGUGCCCGCACAACUCUACGUGCUUUGCCGGAGUGAUGGAUGAUGGCAGAGUGGAGCUGUGGGAUAUACACAGGAGCCCAUUGGACCCCAUCAUAGUGCAUUAUCCUGUCAAUGACCUCGGACACGAUCGUUGGCAUCGCGCAGUGUCAGUCGGUUUCGCCCCCACUUCUCCCGUGCUGGUAGCAGGGGAUAGCACGGGAAGGGUUGAAGUCAUGCGGCUGCACAAUUGCGAAGUUCCUCAGAUGAGCGAUGCUGAACAGCAGGAAAAGCUGGUACGUUGUGUUGUGAAUCAACAGUAG
Molecule: messenger RNA, 2292 nt
Organism: Perkinsus marinus ATCC 50983
Lineage: Eukaryota; Perkinsozoa; Perkinsida; Perkinsidae
Product: axonemal dynein intermediate chain inner arm i1, putative
Exons: 21
Coding region: 1-2292 (763 amino acids)
Biological process (GO): cilium movement
Cellular component (GO): axonemal dynein complex
Molecular function (GO): dynein light chain binding; dynein heavy chain binding
Source: RefSeq, a predicted model, not a curated record